Messenger RNA from Solea solea (common sole), 4214 nucleotides. RefSeq names its product transmembrane protein 117 (gene tmem117). NCBI's taxonomy places the organism in Eukaryota, Metazoa, Chordata, Actinopteri, Pleuronectiformes, Soleidae. Gene Ontology annotation, biological process: intrinsic apoptotic signaling pathway in response to endoplasmic reticulum stress. The record is from RefSeq and is a predicted model, not a curated record. The coding region runs from base 492 to 2054 and encodes 520 amino acids. The transcript has 8 exons.
UUACCUGGCGCUGGUGGUCAAUAAUAAACGUGUUUUCACUGAUGCUGUGUGUGUACUGUAUGGACCUAGAAACUGUCCCUCCAUCUUCUGCGACCACAACAGGGUCCCACCACCACCACCACCAUCAUCAUCAUCCUCAUCAUCAUCACCCUCAUCACCAUCACCCCAGAAACUGCACAUCCCGCCCGUCGUGAACCAGCUGAGGAAGCAGCACCGCCCGGCUGAGCUGCAGCUGUCCGCCCGGCGCAUGGAAGCUCCAGGACAAUGGCAGAGGAUGUGGGGAUCCCUCUGUCGUGUACCAACAACAGGUCGCGUGGAUAAUCCCCUCCACUUCUCCCCCGUGUCAUCGCAUGUUUUGGAUGAUUAGAGCGCGGCUGUCGGCCUGAUGUGGCAAGAGAACCGUGCGGGGCUUCUCGUCCAGGCUGUCGUUUGAGGAGGAUAACGGCGUGGAGGAGGAGGAGCAGGUGUCGUGUAGCUGGGGGCUCAGCAGGAUGGAAAUAGAUUCCCGUUUUCGUUACUACUUUCAGCACCCAUGGUCGCGUCUUAUCGUGGCCUACCUCGUCACCUUCUUCAACUUCCUCAUCUUUGCCGAGGAUCCCGUCUCUCACAGUCAGACGGAGGCCCAUAUGAUUGUGGUGGGCAACUGCUUCUCUCUGCUGUUUAACAAGUACCCGGGCCUCAAAUGGAACAUCCUGAAAGUAAUAUGCUGGAUCCUGGCCAUCAUCACUGGCAUGUUAGCCGGGAAGUUUAUAUUCCACCGUCAGCUCUUUGGUCGAUACCUGCGCCUGAAAAUGUUCCGCGAGGAUCAUGGCUCCUGGAUGACCAUGUUCUUCAGCACCAUCAUCUUCCUCUUCAUCUUCUCACACAUCUACAACCUUUUUCUGCUGAUGGCCGGCAGCAUGGGGCCUCACAUGGUGACAGAGUACAUGGUCAUCAGGAAUGAGAGUUUUAUGAAGAUCGCAGCAGUGGGGACAUGGAUGGGAGACUUUGUCACUGCUUGGAUGGUGACAGAUAUGAUGCUCCAGGAUGAGCACUAUCCAGACUGGGGCAAAGCUGCCAGAAGAUUCUGGAAACAAGGAAAACGCAGGAUCUUUCUCUUCUGGUCAGUGCUAAUCUUUCUGACGUCAGUGGUGCUUCUGGUCCUCAGUACCGACUGGAUCAGCUGGGACAACCUGAACCGUGGUUUCCUGCCCAGCGAUGAGGUCUCCAGAGCCUUUCUGGCCUCUUUUAUCUUGGUCUUCGACCUUCUCAUUGUCAUGCAGGACUGGGAGUUUCCUCAGUUCAUGGGUGAUCUAGAUAUGAAUUUACCAGGGAUGUCAACAACACAUGUGAAGGUCAAGCUCCCUGUCUGCAAGGGAAUCUUCAAAGAUGAGUACCACAUUCAUAUCACAGGUAAGUGGUUCAACUACGGCAUCAUCUUCCUCGUGCUGAUUUUGGACCUCAACAUGUGGAAGAACCAGAUCUUCUACAAACCCUACGAAUAUGGCCAGUACGUUGGGCCCGGUGAGAAGAUCUACAUCGUGGAGGAACCGGAGACACUCAGCGACUUCAACCGCAGCACGCUCACCUACGAGUGGCGCUCCACCAACAUCAAUCCCGUCACCAACCUGAGCUACGUGGAGCAGGACGUGGUCCUCCACAGCCGUUACACUGGAGCCAGCAUGGACAUCAAGUGCCUGGCGUUCAUCCCGAGUGUGGGGGCUUUUGUCCUUUUCGGGUUCUUCGUCUGGCUGUUUGGGCGCUUUCAGGAUAGCGAGUCGUUCACAGAAAAUCCAGACAAAACAUAUGAAAGAAUAAAGAGGAAGUCGCCCUCAGAGUACAGUAAGGAGAUGGGCGCGACACCGGAGGAAACACACGUGUCGAUGAGCGAGACCCUGAAGCCAACGGGAACGCCCAUGCUCCUGUCAGUGGACGGGCCACAUUUCAGAGCAUCUCCCUCCUCAAACUCCACUUAUUCCAUGGAAACCCAAGAGACACAUCCGAGCAUUGUGAUCGACAACGCAGAGCAGGAGGAACCAGCGGUCUCUUUUGAUGUCCACAAACCCUCUCCGUGACCUCAUGAUCUCAUGAGACUUUGAACUGUGAGACUGCAGACAGCCACGCCAGAAGAUCGAUAUGCUUUUCUCUGGAUCAGACCAAACUGUUGCAGGAAGACGUUCGAUCCAGCGCGUUAUGAGAUUCAAAUGAAGGACAAAGUGAUAUUGACCAAGCUAAUGUGACGGCUGCCGCAGUUGUAUUCACACAUUUUUGUAAACAAAAACCUUUUUAAAAAGCCCCGGAAAGUGGCACCGAUUUCCACAACGAACACGUCUUUGAAAACAGAAUGCAAACACACCAUCAUCAUCAUCAUCAUCAUCAUCAUCGAUAAGGUGCUCGCUCCGAUUUAGCAUUUUCCAUAACUCUACUCGUCAUGGCUGAUGAUUUUGGUCGGUGCUUAUAUCACGGGAGUAUUUCUGCAGAAUCCUACCACUGUAACAACUACAGUAGUGCCUUGAUAUUUCAUAUAUUGAGAUACUAACAGAAACGACUGUCUUUACCACUAUAGAAAACCAACCAGAAGAUGUCAUUGUUGUGGCGUGCUAUGUUAAUGUUCUAUAUAUGCUUUCAUGUACGGACAAUUGUUACCUCUUUGUGUCGCCGGGCUUCUAAUUUUCAGCCACCUCCUGAUUGCUUAUGCGGCUGCUGCACCUCAUAGCCUGAAUACCAACAGAGUGUGAGCUAAGGUGGUUCUGCCCUUGGCAUAAACACGUGACCUGAAGUGCGGGGAGAAGCUUCAUGCUCCAGAACUCUGGGCUUCUCUUUGUCUAAAACGGUCCUUGAAGGUUUUAGAAACUGUUGUAAAUGCAUGAAAACAUUUAUUUAAAAGAUCCUACUGUAAAAGAAAAAAAAAAAAAAUAAUAAUAUCAAACACAGCUGAAAACCUGAAGCUCUUAUCUUUCCUCUGGCUUUGACCACUGCCCUUUAAAAAUAUUGUAUAAAUAUGGAAUGCAGUUUCUUAACAAUACAAAUACUUUGGUCCAAAAAGGUGUUCCAAGUGAUUUUUGAUUUUACUUUAAGUACAAACUAAACGAUUACCAAGUGUAUUGUGUACAAAGGAAUACAUAUAUAUACGUAACCAAAGAUGCCAAAUAAGACUUUUCUUAAACGUAUGCAUUAGAAACUACACUAAUUGUAUCCUUUUAUCGAAAAUCUACUCAUGGACACACUACUCUGCUCACAGUAUGUAUAUGCUAGUCAAAGUGAAUUGAUAUAUAUAUGCUAUUGCAUCGCUCUGCAUUAUAAUACAUUAUUCUUUAACAUCUUUCAGAAAACGACGUAUCUACUGAAGAAAGUUUAGGUUUUCCUCCUUUGAUGCACAAGUUUCCCUUACAAACGAUGAUGUACUCACGAUGAUGCAGUACAGACCUCUGCAGGGCUUCAUUAAUAUCAGUCAAUAAACCUGAUGAGUCUUAAAACUCAGACAUUACGCUGUAUUAAUAAUCUCUUAUUUCAUUUGUUUAUGAUCCAUUUUUCAUGUCCAUAAGUGAUAAAUGAACAACAACGGAAAUGUUUUAUCUGCUGCUGAAACCUUUACAGUUUUCCAUUUAGUGAUGACUGAACCACUGAUGGAUGGUGAACAACACAAAUGGUUGAAAGGGUGUGAACCUAAGUUCCAAAGUAAUAGAGGCUUUAGCCCAAAUAAGCGGCUCUUUGGGCGCGAUUGACUUCACUUGAGAGGAGAAACGGCGCUCGUGUCUUUAAUUAACGAGACGUUUCUUCAAUUGAGGCCGUCACUAAAUGGAAGUGGUACGCGUUAUCAUAAUAAAUUGCUUUUGAAAAUGGAACCGAUUCGUUAAUUGGUUAUCACUGUUCUAGUUGUGAUCAGUUCUCUGUGUGUGUUCAUUAUGGCGGGGGGGGGGAGGCAAAAGACACUUAAUAGUGCAUGAUGUGUGUGAGUGUGUGUUUUUUUUCCUCUUUGUACUCUUUGCACUGGAGGCUUGUGAAGUGUUUACUAUACUUUGAUCCUGUUAAAGGCAAAUCUGUGAAGAGGUCACUUCAUUUUAUUAUAAUUGUUUUCCAGCUCUGGGUUCUGUGAUUUUCCUUUUGCGUUACAUCACAGCUCUGUGAAGACUUUGUGUUUGACCAAAGGGCAGAACCUCGUCGGACCUCAUGGGAGUCCAAUAUGUUUUAUUUAAUGUAUUUGUGUUUAGAAUAAAAGUGAGUGCGUUUCUCUG